Molecule: messenger RNA, 1167 nt
Organism: Puccinia graminis f. sp. tritici CRL 75-36-700-3
Lineage: Eukaryota; Fungi; Basidiomycota; Pucciniomycetes; Pucciniales; Pucciniaceae
Exons: 3
Coding region: 1-1167 (388 amino acids)
Biological process (GO): protein import into peroxisome matrix, docking
Cellular component (GO): peroxisomal membrane; peroxisomal importomer complex
Molecular function (GO): signaling receptor binding
Source: RefSeq, a predicted model, not a curated record
AUGGGUUCACUGCCUUCGAACCGAGACUCCCUGGUAUCUUCUGCCGUUGGCUUCCUCCAGGACCCCACGGUAGCAUCCUCACCGCUCGCCAAGCGGAUCGCCUUCUUAGAAUCCAAAGGCCUGACUUCUUCGGAAAUAGAGGAAGCGCUUCGUCGUGCUUCUAGUCUCAGUACAUCUCAAAACGCCUUCGCUGCUGGAUAUCGGGGACCCUAUCAAGCUGAUCGUGAUGCGACGGACUGGCGAGAUUGGUUUGUGAUGACUGUGAUUGGUGGUGGUGUAGGUUACCUGCUCAUCAACCUUGCCAAGAAAUUCCUGCUGCCGGCUUUGAAACCUCCUACGCAGACAGAGCUCGAAGAAGCGCAAGCCAGACUUGAACAAAAAUAUGACGAGGUUUCGGGAAUAUUGCAGACAAUCCAAGCCGACACAGAGAUUGUGAAGAGGGAAAUAACUGAACAAACGGAGAAACUCGGUCUAGCGAUGAAGGAGGUUGAAUCGGCAGUCGAGGAGUGCUUGACGGGGGAAAUCAAGCGAGAUCAAGAACUUCAUAGCGUUCAGCAGGAGGUUGAAGGACUGCGGACAUCAGUUCAACAGAUGUUCCAAUCGAAUAAAGAAGCUCAGACGGCUGCCAUUGUGGAUCUGCAAACGGAGCUCAAGUCGCUGAAAUCACUUAUGACUGCUCGGCCGGGUCCAUCAUCGAACCUUCCGGCCUCAUCAACCAACGGUGUAUCCGUCCGCUCCCCGCAAACCCCAUCGGGGUUAAACUCAUUUGGUAUCCAGCCUCAAGCCAGUUCGCUCUCUAAAUUCAAUACCACCCGACCAGUUGGAAUACCUGCAUGGCAGCUGGCCCCUGGUUACAACACCACCCUCGCCAACCAGACCUCUAAUAAUGGGGAUCAUAGCUCCAAUCAGACCGGCUCGACACCUACACCAUCAGCAUCUGGAUCCUCUCCCCAAACCAAAACGCUUAGCUACAGCAAUGGAAACGGAACCGGGAACCUCGAUGAUCACAACCGUUCUGGCACCGCCACCCCAGAACUCAGCAGUAGUCGGCAGAGUUUGGUGGAAGAUGAUGAUGAUCACAUCAUCAACAGUAAAUAUACGACGGAUAGUCAAAAUCAAUCUAUUAAUGAGCCCAUGAAGGCUUCGGUGGAUGGUCUUCUGAGCUAG